Messenger RNA from Phlebotomus argentipes, 1992 nucleotides. RefSeq names its product kinesin-like protein subito (gene sub). The transcript has 3 exons. Gene Ontology annotation, cellular component: kinesin complex; nucleus; microtubule. Gene Ontology annotation, molecular function: ATP hydrolysis activity; microtubule motor activity; microtubule binding. The record is from RefSeq and is a predicted model, not a curated record. NCBI's taxonomy places the organism in Eukaryota, Metazoa, Arthropoda, Insecta, Diptera, Psychodidae. Gene Ontology annotation, biological process: microtubule-based movement. The coding region runs from base 60 to 1850 and encodes 596 amino acids.
ACGGUUUGCAAUUUCGAGUGCGGGUUUUUCUGUGAAAAUUCUAUUGUUUGUCUGUAAAAAUGUCUUACUCCUUUGUGGAGCAUCGUGAUCCCAGCAUUGAUGUGUACAAUCGGCCCCUGCCUUCGCGCCAAGUUCGUCUGGAGCCGCAGCUCAAGGAGGUGGACGAGGAGAGCAGUUUGGACUCGUCCUACACGAGAGACGCCGUUGAAUCCUCCGAGAAUUGUGCUCUUCCCGAGGGCAGGGCUGAGGUAUAUCUGCGACUGAGGGCUCUGGCUGACGGCGAAGAGCGCCACAAUGUGUACAAGUCGAGUCUCUCGGGCCUGAAGGUGGUGUGUCCGAAGAGCGACGCUGCCGGACGCAGCAAGACGCCCUGCACUCAGCUCUACUCAUUCACGAGAGUCUUCGAGCCGCUCAACACCCAACGGGACGUGUACGACUCGGCGAUAAAGAACCACAUUGACAAUGAGGAGCACGCAGUGUUUGUCACUUACGGGACUUCCGGAUCGGGCAAAACCUACACACUCUUGGGGGACAAGAAUAGUCCAGGCAUUGUUCCCAGAGCGGUCCAGCAAAUAUUCACAAAGUACGAGGACAAACUGGCUCCGCAGCCCACAAUUAAGUACCAAAAUGGAUUACUCGAGCUGCUCGAUGACGACAAAGCUGUGCAGGAAAUGAUCUUGCGCCGGAAGAUCCUAGAGUCGCCAGACUCGCAGAGCGGCAUUUAUGACUACAGUGCGAUGCAGGAAGUGAUAGAGCGCGAAGAGGGCUUCUCGACUGAGGACAUCAAUGAUCACUAUGUGUUCAUCUGGGUGUCCUUUCUGGAGAUUUACAACGAGAAAGUGUACGACCUGCUCGACACAGCGCCACUGGAGAGGGGCAUGAAGAGGCCAGAACUGAAGGUGAUUUCCAACAAAGGACAUCCCUAUGCCAAGAAUCUCACGCACAUUUAUGCCAAGAGCAGCGAAGAUGUGGUGAAGAUCCUCAAUUAUGGCCUCAAUCGCGUGAAUUACGCUUCAACCAUGAUCAACACUUCGUCGAGUCGCUCACACACACUCUUCAAUGUGCUCGUGAUUAAGAAUUCCCAGAAGGACUACAGCUGCAUUUCGUACUGCUUCGGCGAUUUGGCGGGUUCGGAGCGUCUCAAGAAGACUGAAAAUAUGGGCGAUCGCCUCCGUGAGGCGCAGAAUAUCAACAAGUCGCUGAUGUUUCUGGGAAAGUGUCUCAAUGUGCUGCACGAGAAUCGACAGAGGAAGCUGAUGAAUAUUGUGCCAUUUCGCGAGUCGAAACUCACACUCCUCAUUCAGACGGCACUCAUGGGCAAGGAGAAUUUGGUGCUCAUCGUGAAUCUGUGGCCCAUCGAGACGUACUACGAGGAGAAUCUGAGAGUGCUGGACUUUGCUGCCAUCGCCAGGGAGAUUGUGCACGUGAAGAGUCCGGAGAAGAAGGUGAAAGUGACGCGAUACUCCUUCCUGAUGGCGCAGGCUUCUGGUGUGCAUGAGUUGCUCCUGGACGAGAACUACAGAUUGAAAAUGGAUCUGCGCACUGAACAGGAUGAGAACUGCGCUUUAAGGGAGGAAAAUGAUCAGCUUCGGGAGAAAAUGCGGUGUCUUUUGGAUGAAAUGUUGGACAAAGAAGUGAUGAUUCGGCAAAAUCUCAUCCAGGACUCGCUGAACCAGCUUGAUAAGCAGAAGGAAUUGCAGAAUCUCGACCAUCAGCACAAGAUUGCGGCUCUGCAGAGAACUCAUGCGGCCGAAGUGGAAAAGCUGAAGAUACAAAUAAGACUUCUGCAAGCUCAAGUGGAUGGCGAAAGCGACAGUGAUGAUGAUAGUGAUAUUUAUAUCAGUGACUAACAGAAUUUAAUAAGAUUGAUUUGAGACAUCUGAGACAUUGUCAAGUGCUGGAUUUAACACACUAUUCAUUUGAUUUUAAUAUAGUUUUGUAAACCUAUAAAUAGAGAUGAUAAAAUAGAGCUUAAAAUAUAAAGGAAAAUAC